This is a messenger RNA of Diplodia corticola, 1998 nucleotides long. RefSeq names its product dna topoisomerase iii. NCBI's taxonomy places the organism in Eukaryota, Fungi, Ascomycota, Dothideomycetes, Botryosphaeriales, Botryosphaeriaceae. The record is from RefSeq and is a predicted model, not a curated record. The transcript has 4 exons. Gene Ontology annotation, cellular component: nucleus. The coding region runs from base 1 to 1998 and encodes 665 amino acids. Gene Ontology annotation, molecular function: DNA topoisomerase type I (single strand cut, ATP-independent) activity; DNA binding. Gene Ontology annotation, biological process: DNA topological change.
AUGCGGAGAGUUCUGUGCGUGGCUGAAAAGCCCUCGAUAGCCAAGGCUGUCGCUGAGCACCUUUCUGGUCGCCAGAUGCAGAGCAGCCGAGUUCGAGGCACGCAAUACAUCAGCAAUCAUGAGUUCAUGUACAACUUCGGCCAGCGCUGGGGUAAUUGCUCCGUCAUAUUCACCGCCGUCACCGGCCACUUGACCUCCCAGGACUUCACCGAUCAGUAUCGCUACUGGAACUCCUGCCGACCUCACGACCUCUUCGAGGCACCUAUACGGACCUUCGUCGCCGAUGACAAAAAGGGGAUCGCUCAGAACAUUCAGACUUUGGCAACGAGGUGCAAUGCCUUGUUCAUCUGGACUGACUGCGAUCGGGAGGGCGAGCACAUCGGCACCGAGAUACGCGAGUGGGCUCUGAAGGGCAACGGGACCAUCGAAGUGAAGCGUGCCAGGUUCAGCAACAUCGAGCGCGCUCACGUCAUCACGGCCGCUCGGAACCCCAUCGAAAUCGAUGAGCGAGCCGCGCAGGCUGUGGCUGCUAGAAUCGAGCUCGAUCUCCGCAUUGGUGCCGCCUUCACACGCAUGCAGACGCAGACGUUGGGCUCUAUGGUCCCUCGCGAGGGCGUCAUCAGCUAUGGUUCGUGCCAGUUCCCAACGCUCGGUUUUGUUGUGGACCGCUAUUUCCGCGUCAAGAACUUCGUGCCAGAGACCUUCUGGAAUAUCAAAGUCAUGCACCUCAAGGAGGAUAUCAAAGUCAACUUCAACUGGGCCCGCGGUCACUUGUUCGACCGCAUGGCUGUGACCAUCAUCUUCGAGCGCUGCCUAGCAGCUCGUAAGGCCAAAGUUACCAAGAUGCAGAGGAAACCCACGACAAAGUGGCGGCCUUUUCCAUUGACGACGGUUGAACUCCAGAAGAUGGGCAGUCGUUAUCUCCGCAUGGACAGUCAAGCGGUUAUGAAAGCUGCCGAGAAGCUUUAUCAAAACGGCUGGAUAAGUUAUCCUCGCACGGAAACAGAUCAGUUUGAUAAGGGCAUGGACCUCAAGAAGAUCAUCGAAAAACAGCACCAAUCAAGAGACUGGGGACAGUACGCACAAGACCUGACUGGAGGUGGUUUCCAACAACCGAGGAACGGACGUAACAAUGACCAAGCUCACCCUCCAAUCCACCCAGUCAACUUUGUGGAAAAGACAGCCCUUCGCGACGAAAAUGAGCGACGAGUAUACGAAUUCGUGGUCCGUCGGUUCCUGGCGUGUUGUUCCGAAGAUGCCAAAGGCGAGGCGACGGACAUCGAGAUCCUGUACGGAAGCGAGACGUUCCGCACACACGGGUUGAAAGUGCUCGAGCGCAACUACCUCGACGUAUAUCCCUACGAUAAAUGGGAAAGCAGCCAGCAGCUUCCAACCUUCACCGUAGGCGAGGAGUUUGAGCCCACCGAGGCCAACAUGGGUGAGGGCAAGACGAGCCCACCAGGGUACCUGACGGAACCCGAGCUGAUAUCACUGAUGGACGCGAACGGCAUCGGCACGGAUGCCACCAUGGCCGAACACAUCGCCAAAAUCAAGGAGCGCGAAUAUGUCAUGACUCGACCCCGAGGCGGUGGACCUGGCAACCCCGGCGGUGAGGAACUGGAAGAAGGUGCGCCUGGUGGCCGGGGCGGAAGAGGGGCCAGAGGGGGCAGGGGAAGGGGUCGUGGUGGACGAGGAGGCAGCACUGCGGCGACCCGUGGAGGAGGCAGUGGCAUGCACGAGUUCAUCCCGACGACAUUGGGCGUGGCAUUGAUCACUGGUUACGACGACGUAGGCUUCGAGACGAGUUUGAGCAAACCGUUCUUGCGCAAACAGAUGGAGCAGCAGAUGCGCGCCAUUUGCGCCGGGUCCACGACAAAGCAUGAUGUCGUUCAUCAGAGCCUAGAGCAGUAUCGCGAGGUGUAUGUGCGUACGACGGCACAGAUCCACCGGCUCAAGGACGCGGUGCGGAAAUACGUGCUCCAGCAGCAGGCGCAGUGA